Notodromas monacha is the source of this 448-nucleotide messenger RNA. Lineage: Eukaryota; Metazoa; Arthropoda; Ostracoda; Podocopida; Cyprididae. The record is from the annotation of a GenBank genome assembly.
UUUGUAUUCGUCUUCAACAGGAUUGAGGAAGGAGAACGAGCCUUACGAUUCUGCGGAAUUCUUCGAGCUCAUUGAUCAACUCGCUCUCUCGUUCAGCAACAGGAUGUCGGAAUACCUCAUGGGGGAUUUGGACAGUGUGUCUUCGAUGACUGGUGGAUCGACGAAAACUGGGUCCUCGGAGUACCUGGCCAGCCUGGAUAUGGAAGGCGCAUCCGUGGGAUCCACCGGCGAGGAGACCAAAGACGACGAGUGGACCGACGAGAAGGCUGAUGCUGUGUUGCUGAAGCUGGAACAAGGCGUGGAAUACUCGCUUCAUCGAGCCAAGGUUUGGUCGAAAUAUGCGAAGGAUGUGACGUCGUACGUGGAGAAACGAGCCGCCCUUGAAAUGGAGUACGCUAAAAAUCUCAACAAGCUCGCACGCAACGUUCGGCCGACAUUGAACGAAGAG